AUGAUAGGAUGUACUCAGUGUGUCCGAGCGUGCCCUACAGACGUAUUAGAAAUGAUACCUUGGGAUGGAUGUAAAGCUAAGCAAAUAGCUUCCGCUCCAAGAACCGAGGAUUGUGUUGGUUGUAAGAGAUGUGAAUCUGCCUGUCCAACGGAUUUUUUGAGCGUUCGGUACUUGUACUCAAAAAAUACGCGUUCUUUGGACCUGGUGUAUCUUGUCUUUACCACAAAUGAUUUUCCUUGGUUAACAAUGAUUGUUGUUUUUCCAAUAUCGGCCGGUUCGUUAAUACUGGGAAUAGAUGGACUUUCUAUAGGAACGAUUUUACUGACGGGAUUUAUUACUACUUUAGCUACUUUAGCGGCUUUUCCAGUUACUCGGGAUUCCCGACUAUUCCAUUUCCUUAUGUUAGCAAUGUACAGCGGUCAAAUAGGAUUAUUUUCUUCUCGGGAUCUUUUACUUGUUUUCAUCAUGUGGGAAUUAGAAUUAAUUCCCGUUUAUCUCCUUUUAUCUAUGUGGGGUGGAAAGAAACGUCUGUAUUCAGCUACAAAAUUUAAUUUAUACACUGCAGGAAGCGUUUUAGGUAUAAGUUUAUAUGGUUCGAACGAACCAACAUUAAAUUUAGAACUAUUAGCUAAUCAAUCCUAUCCUAUAACACUCGAAAUACUAUUUUAUAUUGGAUUUCUUAUUGCUUUUGCCGUCAAAUCACCGAUUAUACCUUUACAUACUUGGUUACUUGAUACCCACGGCGAGGCACAUUACAGUACCUGUAUGCUUCUCGCUGGAAUCUUAUUAAAAAUGGGAGCAUAUGGGUUGGUUCGAAUCAAUAUGGAAUUAUUACCUCACGCCUAUUCUAUGUUUUCUCCUUUGUUGAUGGUAGUCGGUACAAUCCAAAUAAUUUAUGCAGCUUCAACAUCUCUUGGUCAACGUAAUUUAAAAAAGAGAAUAGCCUAUUCUUUUGUAUCUCAUAUGGGUUUUAUAAUUAUCGGUAUUAGUUCUAUAACGGAUCCUGGGCUUAAUGGCGCUAUUUUACAAAUAAUCUCUCAUGGAGUUAUUGGCGCUGCACUUUUUUUCUUGGGAGGAACGAGUUAUGAUAGAAUUAGGCUUGUUUAUCUUGAUGAAAUGGGUGGAAUGGCUAUCUCCAUUCCAAAGAUAUUUACAAUGUUCACUAUCUUAUCAAUGGCUUCUCUUGCAUUACCGGGCAUGAGUGGUUUUGUUGCAGAAUUAAUCGUUUUUUUUUGA
This is a messenger RNA of Thlaspi arvense, 1236 nucleotides long. The record is from the annotation of a GenBank genome assembly. Lineage: Eukaryota; Viridiplantae; Streptophyta; Magnoliopsida; Brassicales; Brassicaceae.